AUGCCAAACCACCAUCGCGGAGGCCGGAAGCCAGGCUCAAAGGAGCUGACUGGCACGCAAAAGGCCGCAGUAAUUGCGCUACGCGAUUCCGGGCUCAAAUAUAGUCAGAUCGCCAAGGAGGCCAACGUAUCAGCGGAGGCGGCGCGCAAGAUCGUAUCUAAUACGAGGAAGAGCAUCAAUGGCUCCAACAACCUGCAAGAGCUUCUUGCGGAAGUAGACGCUUCUUCAAAGCGGCCGAAGAGGAGCGGCCGUCCUCGAAAGCAUCCGCGCCGUCCUGAGGUGCGUUGA
Molecule: messenger RNA, 288 nt
Organism: Coniosporium apollinis CBS 100218
Lineage: Eukaryota; Fungi; Ascomycota; Dothideomycetes
Exons: 1
Coding region: 1-288 (95 amino acids)
Source: RefSeq, a predicted model, not a curated record